AUGAGGGAAGUCAAUUUCAGCAUCCCCAAUGUCAACAAGGCAUCGGUCGGCAUCACCACCGCCUUGUAUGACCGCCGAGCUCUCGAUUGCACGUCGACGCUGCCGCUCAUCAAUUCUCUCAAUCAUCUCGCUUACCUGACCACCUCCUCGGCCCGGAUAAGAGAUAUCCUCACCGUCGAUGGAGGUGUCGAACGACUGGUAUGCCUUCUUAAGGCGGGGCGGAGUAAGGAUAUGAUGGACAUGUGGAAGUGGAAUCUGGCGUUUCAAUGCGUGGUGAAUAUUGGAGUCCGAGGGUCGGAGAAUGUGCGGACAAGAGUGGUGGAGGCAGACAUGGUUCCCGUCAUCGCUACAAUACUCGACAAUUACAUCAAAGUGGUUGACAGAUGUCGAGAGAAGGCGGAAGAAGCAAAGAAGGCACAAGAGCAGCGGCUCCACCACACCUCACGAUCGAGUGAGCACAGAAGCUCCCACAAGGGGGCCUCAUUUGGCAAUCGUGCCUCCCGGUUUGAAUCAGAAUUUCGAGCAUCUCGACGACAACCUCCGCCACCAUCUAUCGACAUACCUGCUGCAUUUGCGAACCCUCCUUUGACCGGUGGCUUGGAUGCCAUGGACACAACCCCGACUGGGCCUCAAUUCGCUGUCACAUCUCCUCCUGAGCGAACCACGUUCUCCGUCAAUCGACACCAUCACCACCACCACCAUCACCAUCACAGAGGUCAAGAUGCCCGACAACACUUCUUACCCCCGUCUCGACACAACAUCCAACCUCUUGCAACAGCAGUUCCAUCGAUGGACACAGCGGACGGAUUCAACAUCAGACCAGUUCGUGAUGUGGAUCGUCUGCCAUCAAUGGUUCCAGGUUUCCACGGCGGACUGACAUCGCAGCCUGAAUCUCCCACUACACCUCUUCCUCCUACUCAAAUGCGUUCCCCGACUGUUCGUCCCACUGCUCUGUCAGCACCAUCAAUCCGAUCACGAAGACGACCAUCAAUCCGACAUCAAGCAUCGCUAGUUGGAGAGUCGGAGGAUCCAAAUGCUGACAGCAUGGCAUCGGACGAAUCUGGGGAACCAGAGAUUUCCGCAGUCCCGGCGGAUAUUCAGACGACAGUCAACAUUCAGGACAUUACAAUGGAUGAGGGGGAUAGCAUGCUCACAGCUGUGGAGACUCCUCUGGGUUUGACAACACCGACCGUAUCCGAAGCACAAGAUGCAGGAACCUUCAACAUCACUCACCGGUCUCCUCUUGAUGGAAGCUUGAUCAACGACGCCACAACUCCCACUGGCCCAACAAUGGGUCUCUCACCUGCUCAACCAAUUGCUGCGAACACUCCACCUGUGAUGCCAAAUGCCACAAUUCCUCGAUAUCUCCUUGACCGUCCGACUCCUACAAACGGCCAAGUUCUUGCUGCGAUGCCACGGGAUGAGGAUGUCCUGAUGUCUUUGCAAUUACUCGCAUACGUCUCAAAAUACUGCAAUCUACGAUCAUAUUUCCAGCGCUCACAUCUCGUUCCGAAGCUCAAGAUCGGCUCGGAAUUACACCUUCUCGAUAUGGACGACACCAAUCCAUACUCGCCAUCCUCGUCCUCUCCCAUUGCUUCUGCCUGCGAUUCCGAAGAAGAGGAAUACCUCCUCCCAGACGAUUUCAAUAUUUUCCCUCUCGUCGAGAAAUUCACGGUUCGACACCAUAGCCAGGAUAUGCAAUACUGGGCAGGAGUUGUGAUGAGGAAUCUGUGCCGCAAGGACGACAGUCGAGGCGGGAUUAGACAGUGCGCAUACUAUCAAUGUGGGAAAUGGGAGGAGUUCACAAGACAAUUUGCCAAAUGCCGACGAUGCAGGAGGACGAAGUACUGCAGCAAGGAAUGCCAGAAGAGUGCGUGGGUCUUCCACCGACAUUGGUGUGUCGCUGCCACACAAUAG
This is a messenger RNA of Hyaloscypha bicolor E, 1917 nucleotides long. RefSeq lists its product as uncharacterized. The coding region runs from base 1 to 1917 and encodes 638 amino acids. NCBI's taxonomy places the organism in Eukaryota, Fungi, Ascomycota, Leotiomycetes, Helotiales, Hyaloscyphaceae. Gene Ontology annotation, biological process: establishment or maintenance of cell polarity; ubiquitin-dependent protein catabolic process. The record is from RefSeq and is a predicted model, not a curated record. Gene Ontology annotation, cellular component: MUB1-RAD6-UBR2 ubiquitin ligase complex. The transcript has a single exon.